CACAGACGUGGCCCAGAGGCCAGGGUGACCGGGGUCGGAGGGGGUUGGAGGGCGAAGGACUGAGACACUGUGGGGAGACGAGUGGCCCUCUGAACCCACCAACCAGAGGGGAAACUGGUGUCAGAAGUGAGCUAGAAACCUCGCUUGCAUAUGAAGCGCGUGUCGCCAAUUGUAAGACAAGUUUUAUCAAAAUGCGGAAAUCAUUUUUUAUCAGUUGAGAAAAACAGCAAGCCUCAGAGUAGUUCGUGCUCUCAAACAUCUCAGUCUGUCUGCCAGGCAGACGGUGUGGGUUGCAGCAAGGACCUCCACCCUCUGCCUCGAAGUGGGGGCUCCGAGGCGUGUAAGUGAUGGCUGGGGUCCCCAGAACACCUGUAGGCUGGGCCCUGAGGGCCUGACCCAGGCUCCCCUCCUGCCCUCCUUGCUGGUGAGCAGAAGGUCCCUGGGGAGCCCAGGACAUGCCUGGGAUGCACUGAGGCUGAGUCACCCAGGCUGGCAGGGCCCCUCAAAGCCCAGGCAUGGCCACCACCCGCCGGAGAAAGAAGGGUGGGCGGACCCUGUGCGGCAGGCACUAGAGCCUCCUGGGAUCUUGGGAACCCCAUUUUCGAGUCCCGCCCAUGGCCCCGCCCCUCCCCAGGAGGGAAAAGGCAGCUGCCGAUGCUCAGCUCACAGGCACUGGGACCUGGUCUGGAGGACAAGAGGACUGCGCCGUUGCCACCGCAGGCCAGGCCAUGGACCCCCAUGAGAUGGUCGUCAAGAACCCGUACGCCCACAUCAGCAUCCCCCGGGCUCACCUGCGGCCUGACCUGAGGCAGCAGCUGGAGGCGGCUCCCUCCUCCUCUGAGUCGCAGCCUCUGCCUGUGGGUUCCUGCCCCCUGCAGACCCCCCGCCUGCUGCAGCCCACCAAGGAGGCCCCAGGGCCCAAGGGGGCCAAGGGGGCCAAGGGGGCUGCCCCCGCCAAAGGCCAGCAGGCCUGGUCAAAGCCGGGCAACCCCUAUGGCAGCGGACAGCGCCCGGCAGGACUGACCUACACCGGCCUGCCGCCCAUUGGGCGUGGUGACGACAUUGCCCACCACUGCUGCUGCUGUCCCUGCUGCUCCUGCUGCCACUGUCCCCGCUUCUGCCGCUGCCACAGCUGCGGCUGUGUCGUCUCCUAGCUCAGCCCCACAGAACAGACCCCAGGACUCUGCUCAGGCAGCUAUGGCAGCGCUCGGACGUUUGGGGCAGCCACUGAGCCAUCGUCAUGGGCGCCCGCUGCUUCCCACUCCGGACAGGGACACCUACCCGCCGAGAAGGUCAAACAGCUCAGCUCAGGGCCCCCCAAAAUAAGCCCUGGGUGCUGGCUGGAAUGGCUGUCCCAGGGACACCCUGGACCACCUUCCUCAAGGCCCAGGGCCAGGCAAUAAAACAGAGCGAGCUUUG
This is a messenger RNA of Pteropus alecto (black flying fox), 1419 nucleotides long. It is a transcript of the gene CYSRT1, whose product is annotated as cysteine rich tail 1. The record is from RefSeq and is a predicted model, not a curated record. Lineage: Eukaryota; Metazoa; Chordata; Mammalia; Chiroptera; Pteropodidae. The transcript has 2 exons. The coding region runs from base 615 to 1154 and encodes 179 amino acids.